Paecilomyces variotii is the source of this 804-nucleotide messenger RNA. RefSeq names its product peroxisomal biogenesis factor 11-domain-containing protein. NCBI's taxonomy places the organism in Eukaryota, Fungi, Ascomycota, Eurotiomycetes, Eurotiales, Thermoascaceae. The transcript has 3 exons. Gene Ontology annotation, cellular component: peroxisomal membrane. Bases 1 to 804 code for a protein of 267 amino acids. Gene Ontology annotation, biological process: peroxisome fission; regulation of peroxisome size. The record is from RefSeq and is a predicted model, not a curated record.
AUGGCCGCAUCUACCAAUAUCGUUUCCGAGAAGAGUAAGCAGACUCACAGUCAGAGCCAGCAUGAGAAGACAACGACCACCAAUCAACCGGCGCCAUCCUCUUCUCCGGGGAGGACCGUAAAACAGUUCGCCAAUUUCACGAACCACGGGAUUGGGUUGGAAAAGACGCUCCGACUGGUACAGGCUCUCGCGCAAGUGGGUGCGGAGGUGCUGGUUGAUACAGACGAGGAGUUGGCGAAACGGUGUGCCAUAGCCAAGGGGCAGCUUGCUCUGUCACGACGAUAUUUCCGAUUCUUCAAGUUUUUCGAGUGCUUCGAGCGAGUGACCGCCCUGCUUUCAACGACGGGCCAGAAUGAUUCGAUUCACACGACGUUGGAGUUGGGCAAAUGGAGCUGCUUGGGAAUCUAUCUGGUGAUGGAGGAUUUGACCAUUGUAAGAUCUCUUUUUUAUUGUUUUACUUUCUGCCGCAUUUCCGCGCGAUCUCUGGAUGCGAUGGGUGUGUAUUCGACCAGCUGGAGCGACUGGGUGCUGCUGGAGGCGCACAAAUUCUGGUUCUGCGCGCUGUCCCUGUCGCUAUUAGGCUCGCUCUGGAUGCUGCUUGUUGCAGACAAGAAGGCCUCGGCGUCCAAGUCUUCUCCCUGGUUGAAGCGGAUAAUUAUUGAUGGAUGUGAUCUGCUAAUCCCAGGGUCAAUGGUGGGCUGGAUUGCGGUGAGUCCGCUGGUUGUGGCGAUGAGUAUGGUGGCGAGUACAUUGCUAGCGGCGCAGGAUAUCUGGACGCAGGCGCAGGUUGGGGUGCGGCAGUGA